Molecule: messenger RNA, 477 nt
Organism: Striga hermonthica
Lineage: Eukaryota; Viridiplantae; Streptophyta; Magnoliopsida; Lamiales; Orobanchaceae
Source: the annotation of a GenBank genome assembly
AUGGCGCUAGCUCCCUCUUUUAACUGUAAAAUCUCCCAAAAAUCAUUUUCUCGUCGCACAAACCCUAAUUUCACCUGCAACCAGACACAAAUUCCCACGCGAUUCCCUGAAAAUUACUCAUUUUUCUCAUCCUUCAUCAGCGAACAAAAGCUGCGACGACGUCGUUCCUUGGUUCGAACCAGUUCAGAAGAAGACCCAGCUCAAAAUGGUUCAGAGGAUGAUGAAGGUUAUAGUCUAGGCGUCCAAGCGGCACUGUGUGUGCUCAGGUUCUACAAAAGAGAAAUAUCGCCAUUGUUGCCGAGAAGCUGCCGAUAUGUCCCGACUUGCAGCGAGUACUCGACGAUUGCUUAUAAAAAAUACGGUGCUGUGAAGGGUACUGUGUUGACCGUUUGCCGCAUGUGCCGUUGCAAUCCUCUCGGAGGAUCUGGUUUUGAUCCCCCACGGUGGUUUGACGAGCAGAGUCCACCCAAGCUGUGA